This is a messenger RNA of Staurois parvus, 517 nucleotides long. The record is from the annotation of a GenBank genome assembly. Lineage: Eukaryota; Metazoa; Chordata; Amphibia; Anura; Ranidae.
GUGUACUGUGGGAGACCGGAUAUAGUGAAUGCAGAGUCCGGAGAGACCAGAUAUAGUGAAUGUAGGGUCCUGGGAGACCAGAUAUAGUGAAUGUAGGGUCCUGGGAGACCAGAUAUAGUGAAUGCAUGGUCCGGGGAGACCAGAUAUAGUGAAUGCGGGGUCCGGGGAGACCAGAUAUAGUGAAUGCAGGGUCCUGGGGAGACCAGAUAUAGUGAAUGCAGGGUCCGGGGAGACCAGAUAUAAUAUAGUGAAUGUAGGGUCCUGGGAGACCAGAUAUAGUGAAUGCAGGGUCCAGGGGAGACCAGAUAUAGUGAAUGCAGGGUCCGGGGAGACCAGGUAUAGUGAAUGCAGGGUCCGGGGAGACCAGAUAUAGUGAAUUCAGGGUCCGGGGAGACCGGAUAUAGUGAAUGCAGGGUCCUGGGAGACCAGAUAUAGUGAAUGCAGUGUCCUGGGGAGACCAGAUAUAGUGAAUACAGGGUCCGGGGAGACCGGAUAUAGUGAAUGCAGGGUCCAGGGA